Rotaria sp. Silwood2 is the source of this 3396-nucleotide messenger RNA. The record is from the annotation of a GenBank genome assembly. Lineage: Eukaryota; Metazoa; Rotifera; Eurotatoria; Philodinida; Philodinidae.
AUGGUGAUUGGCGUAAAUAAUAUACUCGAUUGUCUCGAGUUAAAUACGCCUUCUAAGAAACGUGAUAUUGAAGAGAUAAUCCGCAAUCAACGUCAAAAUAAUAAUGAAAAUUCUUCAUCAAUACAACUUUAUCAUCUUAUAAUCGAUGUUGAUACAACAUUAGAACGUCUAUAUGGUGGUUUUUAUCCAGAUUGGUUAGCUGGUGGUGAAUGGUCACAUCUUUAUUCAUAUAUAUUAUCAUUACUUAGAACAUGUCAAGAAUUAUCAUUAUGUCUUAUAUUCUGUUUCGAUGGUACACUUUAUCGUUAUGGACAAUCUCAAUGGUAUUAUGAACAAAUUCAACAACGAAAAAAAGUUAAUCAAAUAUUUAAACAUUUAAAACAAAAUAAAUCUGGUUUACCACGUCGUCAUUUAUGGUUAUCACCACCAGCAUUUCAAUUAUGUUUAAGAACAAUUUUACGUGAAAUAAAUUCAUCAUAUUUAAUAAUGUAUCAAACAUGGGGUUAUGGACAAUGUCAACAUCAAGAACAAGUUAAAAUAUAUGCUAGACAAUAUAAUCAAAGUUUAAUUGGUAUUGUUUCAUCUGAUAUUGAAUUUUUAUUUUCUACAAAAAUAAAUAAUAAGAAUAUAUUAUUAAAAUAUUUUUCUUCGAAAAAUUUAAAAUUAUCAUUAAAAGGAAAAUUAACACUCGUGGAAAUUAAAUUAAAUCAAUUAAAAGAUAAAUUUUCUCUUGAUAAUAAACAAUUUUCUCUUCUUUUAACAUUAUUAGGAAAUCAUAUUAUAUCUGAUAGUGAUUUGAUACAUUUUCAUAAUGAUAUACUUCAUAAUCGAGAUAUUGCAACACCAUUAUCAAAACGUACUUUACUUAAAAAUAAUGGAACUGUUUCACCACCAAUAGUCGAUUCAUCUAUGUCAGAGACGAAAACAGACUUAUGUUCUCCUGAUAAUAAUACACUUGAUACAAGUGAAGAACAUCAACAAACAUCAUCAGUAACCUCACCAGUAGAUUUUUCUACACAAUCUCGUUUAAAUGGAAAUAAUCUUUCAAUAAAUUCAACUGUUGAUCAGCUUAUUCCACGUCUUGUUGAUUAUAUUCGAAAACAAAACGUUGAUAAUGAUAUUGAUUUUGAUUUAAUUACUAAUCAAGUUUUCAAACAUUUAACAGAUAAUGAAGCACGCAAAACUAAAACUCAAUUAUUAAUUAAUUCUUAUCAAUAUUAUGUAAAGGCUAUCAUUGAUAGUGAAUCAGUAAUCGAUUCUGUGGAAUCGUCAGAAACGUCUUUCUGUUCUAAUUUUUCUUCUAGUCAAGUAUCAGUGAAUAAGUCAGAUGAAAAUAUAAUAUUCGAAAAUUGUUCAGGUGCGAAUAUCGAAGUAAUACGUACUGCUUUUAAUCUUCACAAACAAGGUUUAAUGAUGCCAUGGAUCUUUCAAUGUCUUUACAAACAUGAAAUAACAUUUUCCGUAACAAUUGAACCUGAAAUGUGCAAUACAAUCCCAGGUGUAUGUGAAUUUUUUCGUCCAAUACGUAAAUAUCUUUAUUCAAUUUUAUUUGAUAAUAAUACAAUUAUACGUGAACAAGUUUAUAAUAGUGAACAUGGAUCUUAUUUAACAGAAAUUGUUUGUGAACAAUUAUUAUUAAAACAUACAAUUGAACAACUUUGGUUUGGAACAAGUCCUGAUGAAGAUCGUCAAUUACGUAUGAAAACAUUUUUACAAUCAUUAUAUUAUUGUGAUCUACCAAAAAUUUAUUCAAUAUCAUAUGAUUAUCUUAUAUUUAUAUGUAUAUUACGUUAUAUAUAUAUGGAAUUUUUUCGUUAUUCAUCAACAUCAGCUAUUUUACAUACAUAUGAAUUAAUGGCAUUUAUAUCUCAAGCUGUUCUAAUAACAGAAUUACAACCAAAACCAUUAAUGAAUAUGCAAUCAACAAAUUUUUUAAAUCAAUAUGAUCAUAUACAAAUAAUAAAUUAUGAAACACGACCAAUACAAUUAGCACAUUUAUUUAUGCGUGGUUUUGAAACAAUUUUAUUUGCUAAUGAAGUAUGUGGUGCACCAAUACAUCCAAAAUAUUGUUGUCCAUCACAUUUUUUUAAUGGAAAAUUAUUUCAUCAGAAAUAUUUACAAGCUCAAUAUUAUCAACAAAAUCAAGAUUUAAUGAUCAUAUUAUGUGAUGGAAAUGCUCAUUUUGCUCAAAUUGGCUCUCAUUUACUUGAUAUUAUACUCGAUCGAGCACCAAAUGAUAAUGUUCAUCAUACUCCAAUACAACAGCAACAACAAUAUCCGUAUCCUGUAGUACCACAACAACAGCAACAACGUAUUUUGAAAAAUCCAUCACGACAAGGGCGUGCACAAACACUUUUAGCAAAUUCUACACGUCCACCAAUGCGUACUAAUAAUAAACAAUCAACAACACAUGAAUUUAAUAAUCAACAACAAACGCCAAUCUCAAAUUAUCGCCAACAACAGCAACCACCACCAGUUAAACAAACUGGUCAUAUGAAAAAUAUUGGAACUAAAAAGAAUAAUAAUGGCACUCCAUUCAAUGCAAAAAAUCAUCAACCAGCAAUGGAAUUCAACACUCACCCAGCAGCAAAUAUGAAUUUUGCUACACCACUACAACAACAUCAGCCGUUAUCUACUAAUCAAUGGACUACUGCAACAACAUCAACAGUACCUUCCAAUCAUUUACACAUGCAACCACAACAUCAACAAACUCAUUCAAUACAUAAUAUGCAACCUAUACCUCUUCAACAUCAACAACCAAUCAAUAAUAAUUUUAUCAAUUCUCUUGAUGAACAAUUUGUUCAUCUUCAACUUCAUCCACAACCUGUUGCAACAACACCAGCACCUAUUCCAUAUCAUCAUCCAACACAAAUAAUAAAUCCUCAUAUUUCAAUGGCACCAUAUAAUCAUCUUCAUCCUCCAACAGCAUAUACUAUUACAAAUGGACCAACAUUCUAUCAACCAUCACCAACAUCAGCAAAUUCUUUUCAACAACCUUUAACAACACCGUAUCAUCCUCAUCAUCCUCAAAUAUUGCCUGGCCUUCCACCACAUGCACCUAUUGCUCCACAACGAACAGUUAAUUUUACAACAGUAAUGCCAACAAAUAAUACUAAUUCGAAUACUUAUCAACAACAAUCACAACGUGUCUCACCAACUUCAAUACAAGCACAAGAAUUGAAUAUACAAGCAUUACAACAACGUAUUAUUGAACAGCAAAAACAUCAACAGACACCUAUAUCAAUUCAAAGACAAAUGAAUAGAUUACCUACUGGUGAUUAUACUCAAUAUGACAUUCAUCGAUCAACAGCAAAUAAUGGAAUUCCAAUAGCUGUGCAAUCAUGUCAUCACCCGUCCAUGAUCGCCGAACAUCAACAACGACCCCAUGGCCCUUGA